Molecule: messenger RNA, 5319 nt
Organism: Knipowitschia caucasica
Lineage: Eukaryota; Metazoa; Chordata; Actinopteri; Gobiiformes; Gobiidae
Source: the annotation of a GenBank genome assembly
AUGGGCCGGCGCGGGUCAUCCCAGCUCGGGCUCGGCUGCAGUAUGGAGGCGGCUUCACUCUGCUGUUUGCUGUGUCAGCUCGUCCUCUCGGUUCAGGUGCUGUACGCUGAGAACAGAGUGUCUCUCCUGAACCCCCCAGAAGAAGCAGUCCCAGACCACCGCCUGAAGGUCCAGUACUCCUGCGACGGUCCAGGCCGGGUCCACCUCCGCACCCUUGUGUCCUUUGAGUCAGGCUCAGAUCUGACCCUCGACCUCACAAGCUGGAGCUGCGUCCAAGGCCCCGGCAGAACUCGCACCCUGACCCUGGGCCUCCCCGACUGGCUGGUGUACCGGCCGGACGGGACAGUGCGGCUCUCCCAGUGGGUGCGCAGCUGCCUCCUGCGGGUGUCCCUCACGGCGAUGGGGGCGGAUGAAGAUGAUGAGGGGGGUGUGGUGGUGCAGGACGAGGCGUACCUGGAGCCAAAGCCGAUCUUCAGCCGUCCGUUCAAACAACACAAACUGUGCUUCAGCUGGAGCGGACUCAUGCUGAAAGGAGCUCAGCAGUUUGACGGGAUGGUGUGUCCUGUGGAGGAGGAGACCGUCUCUCUGCUGUCCUCCGUCUUCGCCUCUACAGGGGAACACUUUGGGGUCACCAGGACACUUCAGCCUUUUCACCAUGAGGUCCUGGAGCACCUCCGGCUCAAAGCCAUCUCCUUUGUCUGGUGCAGAUUUUCCUUGUGGCUCUUUGUGACUGCUUCCUGUCGCCACAAUCUGUGUUCUGUCUUCCAUCACAUCGACCUCGAGCAGCGAUACGUCAGUCCCGGGCUCUUCCUCACUCCCACAGGUCAUCUGCAUGUCCAGAUGAGCGGGGAGCAGGAGCAGAGCGGUGCCUUCCUCUGCCCCUUCAGGCUCCCUCUGAGACGCUGGUGCCAACUCACCCUGGAGCUGCGUGUAUCCAAGGUUGACGUGUCCAUGGUGUGUGCGGAGGGUGACCAGAGGAAAGUACACACUGCUCGAUAUGUUUUUGGAUAUGAUCUGGAGAUGGACGACACUGACGGGUACUUUGUAAUUGGAGGAAGCAACCACGCCCCGUCAGUGGAGGGCUUCUUUGGACCGGUGCUGUUCCAUCGCAAAAGGAUCCCUGAGCCGACCCAGAACAUGGUGGAAGUUCCUCAUGUGAUCCACUCACUGAGUCUGGACAGUUGGCUGCAAAAGUGCGAUGACUUUCAGCACCACAUGAGUCUGAAGAUCAGGGAGUAUUUGAAAACCAUGACAGAGAGCUGCACAGAUGUCUAUCUCCAGUACAUGAAGCCUCUCACACAGACUGUCAGGCCUCAGUGUGAAGACGGGGAGGCUGUGCCUGGAAGCACACAGUAUGCUGCUAAAGUGGCCAAGUCCCUGGUCUCCAAAAAAGGACACAGAGUGAGUGUGAGGACUGUGGGCCGGGCUCUGUACCGUGUGGCUCUGCAGAAGCUGUCUGUCUCUGUGUCUGGCUCCAGAGUCCAGAAACACCUGCCGCUGCUGCAGCAGGCGGGCUGUCUGCAGGAGCCCUCUGCCCUGCAUCUGUCUGCAGCUCUGUACUCCGCUGGGCUGGGGGUCCGGCAGAACACAGACCAGUCCUGGCUCCUCUCCCUGCUCUCAGCCCAGAGGGACCACAGACUGUCUCUCCUUCGGUUGGGCUUCCUGCAUCUUCAUGGUCUCUCUGGACUUCCCAGAGACCCGGACCUGGCCUAUGCUUACUACUCUAACAUCGCCCAGCAGACUGUGACUGACCGCCUCAACCCCUCCCCUCAGCAGACGACUGUAGAGAAAAUUCACCUGAUCGACCAAGAAGUCCUGAAGCAGCAGACCAGAGAGGACCACCACAUCUUCCAGUGGCUCCAGUUCCAGGCUCAGAAAGGAGAAGCAGAGGCAGAGCAAACCAUGGGCCAGAUGCUCUUCUGGGGUCUGCGGGGAGUGGCCAGUGACCCUCGAAAGGCCGCGAGGCACUACCAGAGAGGGGCGGAGCUACACGCCGACCCUGUGUCCAUGUACGACUACGGCAUAGUGCUGCUGCAGGGCCAUGGUGUUGAGAAAGACAUUCCCAAAGGAGUGUUUUAUCUCAAGAAAGCAAUGGACAAGGGUUCGGUCCCCGCCAUGAACGCUCUGGGCUGGUACUACGAGAACUUUGAGAAGAACUACCAGGAGGCGGUGCAGCUGUGGGAGCGUGCAGACCGCCUGGGCAGUCCUGAUGCCGCCAUGAACCUGGGAGUCAUGUAUUUACAGGGACUCUACCCAAACAAGCCACAAAACCAGUUUUUGGCCUAUCAGUACUUCCUCAAAUCAGCUGAUCGAGGCCACAUCAAAGCAGCCACUCAGGUGGCAAUGAUCUGGACCACUGGGAUCCCGGCACGUGUGGACAGGAGGCCGCUGGAAGCCGUAAAGUUAACAAAAUGGGCCUCUGAACACAAUGGACACCUGGGCCAUGUGCUGCGCAAGGGGCUCGACUCCUAUUUGAAGAAAGACAUGCUCACGUCAGUAUUGUUUUACCUGAUGGCGGCUGAGUCCGGUUUCGCAGCUGCUCAAUUUAACCUGGCAUUCUUGUGUGAACAGGAUGCGGGCCAGUUCUUACAUCCUGACUUUGUCUCUUCUUGUAUGUGGAAAUAUUAUAAUGUCAGCACGCACAGUGAAAGUCCACAAGCGUACGCAUUGAUAAAGCUGGGCGACAUGCUCUACCAGGGCCACGAAGGCAGACGGAGAGAUGUGGAGUCUGCAGCUCGCAUGUACGCAGCAGCGGCUCUGAGGGACCAGCCGCAGGGUGUAUUUAACCUCGGGACCCUGGUGGAGGAAGGCCAUGAGCUGCCCCUGUCGAUACUCCAUGAUCUGGGCCUCUCUGCGCUGGUCCGCUCACACCGGACUGUGAUCCUAAAGGCUUUGUAUGAAAAAUGCAGGGAUUGGGACGACACAGACUCCUUCGUGCCCUGCUCCCUCACCCUCUUCAAUGUCUACUUACAAGAGCUUCGUGAGGACUACAGCGCUUCUAUAAAGUACUGGAGUGUGUUGACCAUCGCGCCCACACUUUAUCUGCUCUUCAGGAAGUUUGUAUCGAGCAACAGCAGAACAGCAGCAGAUAUUGGAUGUAACAAAAUGGAUAUAGAAGAGCAAAGGGAAAAAGUGGACAAGGAGGAAGAGGAAGACCAGGAGAAUGACGGUCUGGCCUGGCUCCUGCGCAGGGACAGCACAGAAGUGAUGCCCAUGGACACAAACAUCACACAGAGCAGCCCAUGUCUAAGUGAAGGUGAUGGUAAAUGCACUCUGGAGUUUUCCCGAGAGCGAGUGUUUGAAGCUGCCUCCUGCGGUGAUGCGUCAAAGCUCCAAGGUCUGCUGGACUCUCUGACAGCCACCAAAAGACGCCUCACCAGCCCCGAGUUUAUCGAUCAGUCCAAUGGGAAAACUGUCCUCCUCAAGGCCUUAUUGAACCUAAAAGAAGAUAGAAAUGACACAAUUGAAGUGCUUUUGGACAUAGCAGAGAAAAGUGGAGAUUUACAAGACCUGAUCAAUGCAUCCUACACAGACUGGUGUUACAAAGGGCAGACGGCUCUUCAUGUGGCCAUCGAGAGGAGGAGCUUGGAGCACGUGAAGCUUUUGGUCCAGAAAGGAGCAAACAUUCAGGCCAAAGCCAAUGGGAAGUUCUUUCAGCACGAUGAAGGAUUUGGCUUUUAUUUUGGGGAGCUGCCUCUGUCUCUGGCUGCCUGCACCAAUCAGCCUGAGGUGGUGUCCUUUCUCCUGGACAACCCUUACAAUCGAGCCAAAGUGACGGACAGUGACUCUGAGGGCAACAGUGUCCUGCAUGCACUGGUGGUGAUCGCAGACAACAGCCCCGAGAACACAGACAUGAUCGCAAACAUGGACAAGCUCAUCGGCCUUGAGGACAUCCAGAACAACCAGGGACUCACACCUCUCAAGUUAGCCGCCAAGCUGGGCAAGAUCGGGCUGCUGAAGCACAUGCUGAAUCGAGAGUUUGUGGACAAAGAGUUUCGUCCCCUGUCCAGGAAGUUCAUUGAAUGGGUGUAUGGGCCGGUCCACUCGUCUUUAUACGACACCAGCUCCAUCGACACGGAUGAAGAACACUCUGUGCUGGAGAUCAUUGUGUUCGGCAGCCAAAUCCCUAACCGCAUAGAGAUGCUGCAGCUGGAGCCUCUGCGCAGUCUUCUGAAGGAUAAGUGGGAGCGCUUUGCAUCCAAACUCUUUCUAUUUAACUUUGUUGUUUACAUGGUUUACCUGAGCAUCUUCACAGCUGUGGCCAUCAACAGGAAAGAGGGGAAGCCCCCAUUCCCCAUCGAGGAUGUUCCUGAUGACUACCUGCGCAGCACUGGACAGAUCAUCAGUGUCCUGGGAGCACUCUGGUUCUUUUACAGAUCAGUGGUGGUUUUUAGAAGGAAUCCGCCAAAGUUCAGCAGUCUCUACACAGAUGGAUUCAGUGAUAUCAUCUUUUUCAUCCAGGGUCUUCUGAUCGUGCUCUGCGUUCCUCUGUAUGUGAGUGGACUCAGAGAGUAUGUGGGACUGCAGGUCAUCUCCCUGGCCCUGGCCUGGCUCAACAUUCUACACUAUGCAAGAGGAAUAAAACAACUGGGCAUUUAUAACGUGAUGGUGCAGAGGAUGAUCCUCAGAGAUAUCCUGCACUUUCUGUUAGUGUAUGCUGUCUUUCUCUUUGGAUUCUCAGCAGCAAUCAUGUCGCUUAUAAAAGACAUCCCCCCAGAGCCGCUUAAUGAGACAGAGGCGCUUAAUGAGACAGAACCUGCGAUCGUGAACCCUCUGGACAUCUGUAGAAAACCCUCCUAUACCGACGUGCGCUUCACCAUUUUGGAGCUGUUCAAGUUCACUAUUGGAAUGGGAGACCUGCGGGUCACUGACAACGUCCAGUACAAAGAGGUCUUCUACUUCCUGCUCAUCCUCUACAUCGUGCUCACCUACAUCCUGCUGCUGAACAUGCUCAUCGCCAUCAUGGGAAACACGGUGGAACGGAUCUCCAGCGAGAGCGAGAACAUCUGGAACCUGCAGAGGUCUCAUACAAUUCUGGACAUGGAGAGAACUCUUCCAAACUGUAUGUUGGAUAAACUACGCUCUGUUGGGUCAAAAGUUAGUUUCAAACAUGAGCGGGACAAAAGUCGAAGAUUUUUAAGGGUGACAGAGACUUACUGGACUGAGUGGCGUUCAGAUAUGUAUGUUUGUCAAGAGGAGGAUCCAGGAAAUGACAUUCUCAACCUGCCGUCCACUGGAGCCAACGGAAACAGAUGGCACCUUCGGCCUCUCAUGGACAGAAUACGAGUCAGACUACAGCCUCAAACUGUGCAGCCCUGA